Cercospora beticola is the source of this 837-nucleotide messenger RNA. It is a transcript of the gene HCR1, whose product is annotated as translation initiation factor eIF3 core subunit j. Gene Ontology annotation, cellular component: cytoplasm; eukaryotic translation initiation factor 3 complex. NCBI's taxonomy places the organism in Eukaryota, Fungi, Ascomycota, Dothideomycetes, Mycosphaerellales, Mycosphaerellaceae. Gene Ontology annotation, molecular function: translation initiation factor activity. The record is from RefSeq and is a predicted model, not a curated record.
AUGGCACCCUCCAAAACAUCGUGGGACGAUGAAGAGACCGAUAGCACGCCCGCGUCCUCGCCACCACCACCGACCGUCGCACGCCGCGGCAAGUUUGAUGACGAAGAGGAAGAGGACGUGCUAGAGUCAUGGGAUGCUGCCGAGGACAGUGAGGAAGAACGCGAAAAGGCGAAAAAGGCCGCGGAAGCAAAGGCAAAGGCCGAAGCCGCGGCCAAGGCAGAGAAGAGGUCCAAGGCGCAGCGUCUGGAGGAGCUUCGCGAGCAGAGGCGACGAGAGCGUGCAGAGGCCGAGGAUGGCGAGAGCAGCGAGGAGGAGGACGAGGCCUCGCGACGCGCACGACUACGGGCUCAGGAGAUGGAGAGUGAUCUCAAGAAUGCCGAAGACCUGUUCGGUGGUGGAGGUAGCGGCCCAGCUAAGCGCGGCACGAACAAGGCCAUCACCGUCCAAGCCGACUCCGAGGACCCAACGAGCGCAAUCGAUCUCUCGAGCUUAAAGCUGUUCAACCCAUCCUCUGCGAAGGACUUUGCCACACUCCGUGAGACUCUGGUGCCCCUUUUCAACAACAUUGCGAAGAAGCCUCAAUACGAGCUCUUCAUGAAGGAGUUCUCCAAGCAGAUUGUCAAGGAGAUGAACAGCGAGCAGGUCAAGAAGGUUGCCAGUGGACUGACAGCCGUCAGCAAUGAGAAGCUGAAGGAAGAGAAGGCUGCUGAGAAGGGCGGCAAGAAGACCAAAGCAGCGAAGACCAAGACGACGUUGAACGCAGCUAGGGACACAUCACGCGCAGCGGACACGUAUGCUUACGAUGACGAUGGACUUGAUGAUGGCGACUUCAUGUGA